Molecule: messenger RNA, 1100 nt
Organism: Branchiostoma floridae (Florida lancelet)
Lineage: Eukaryota; Metazoa; Chordata; Leptocardii; Amphioxiformes; Branchiostomatidae
Product: retinol dehydrogenase 14-like
Exons: 1
Coding region: 48-1019 (323 amino acids)
Source: RefSeq, a predicted model, not a curated record
ACAGUGAAGAGAGUUCAAAGUUGAAAGGUUGAGGUCAGGUCUCCAACAUGGCGCCGUCCGUGCAGGAUUUGGCGGUCCCGGCUGCAGUUUUAGGCGCCGGGGUAGCUCUUGUGCUGAUCAGGCGCUUCUACUUCCACCCGGGCAUCUGCAGGAGCCAGCGGGGCAUGGCGGGGAAGACCGUCCUGAUCACGGGAGCGAACUGCGGCAUCGGGAAGGCGACGGCACUGGAGCUGGCCAGGCGCCGAGCCCGCGUCAUCAUGGCCUGCCGGGACCCGCAGAAGGGACGACAAGCGGCCGCCGACAUCCGAAAACACACCGCAGACGGCGAGUUGGUGGUUAAGCAGCUCGACCUCGCGUCUCUAGCGUCCGUCAGACAGUUUUCCGAAGAGAUUCUGAAGGAGGAACCGCAGCUGGACGUCCUGAUCAACAAUGCCGGGGUGUUCCAGACGCCGUUCCUGACGACGGAGGACGGGUUCGAGCUGCAGUUCGGAGUGAACCACAUGGGCCACUUCCUCCUCACCAACCUGCUGCAGGACCUGCUGAAGCGAUCCGCUCCCAGCAGGGUGGUGGUCCUCUCCUCGCAACUCUACCGCCGCGGCAAGAUAGACUUCCACAACCUGAACGGCGAGAUCUACUACGACAGGGCGGCCGGGUACGCCAACAGCAAGCUCGCUAACAACCUGUUCACGCGCGAGCUGGCCAGGCAACUGGAGGGAACAGGUGUCACGGUCAACUCCGUCUCUCCCGGGAUGGUCUGGACGAACCUAGGCCGCCAUGUCCACCACCCGCUCUGGAAGAAGGUCCUGUUCGCGCCGCUGGCGAUGUUUCUGUUGGGGACGCCGUGGGAGGGCGCGCAGACGGUUCUGUACGCGGCUGUAGCCGAGGAGCUGGACGGGGUGACAGGAAGGUACUUCCGCCAGUGUAAGGAGAGUCCGCUGGACCCAGCGGCCACGGACGAAGGGGUCGCCAAGAAACUCUGGGAAGUCAGCGAGAAGCUCGUAGGGCUAGACUUACAAUAAGUUAUAAACGCAACAACAGACUUAGAACGAGUAAUAAACGCAGCAACAACGCAAGUCUGGUUACUUCUGCAAAUUAAAGAG